Molecule: messenger RNA, 1113 nt
Organism: Rosa chinensis
Lineage: Eukaryota; Viridiplantae; Streptophyta; Magnoliopsida; Rosales; Rosaceae
Product: glutathione S-transferase F9
Exons: 3
Coding region: 134-778 (214 amino acids)
Cellular component (GO): cytoplasm
Molecular function (GO): glutathione transferase activity; glutathione binding
Source: RefSeq, a predicted model, not a curated record
GGGGAUGCAUACUCUAUAUCCUAUCAGAGAGAUAGAGGAAGGAGGAGUCCAUAAAUUUAGGGAGUAGAGACCAACUGCAGAACAGACUCUUCUAAAAUCCUUGGUUUCUCAUUCAUAAGUUAGAACAAUAACAAUGGUGGUAAAGGUGUAUGGCCCCUCUUAUGCUUCUCCUAAACGUGUGUUAGUGUGCCUCGUUGAGAAGGAGGUUGAGUUUGAAACCAUCCCCAUUGAUCUCUUCAAGCGAGAACAUAAAGAUCCUGAAUUCCUCAAAUUACAACCCUUUGGAGCAGUUCCUGUUAUUCAAGAUGGGGAUUAUACUUUAUAUGAAUCACGUGCAAUCAUAAGAUACUAUGCAGAAAAGUACAAGUCGCAAGGGACUGAUUUGCUGGGAAAGACAAUCGAGGAAAGAGGUCUUGUGGAACAGUGGCUAGAGGUUGAAGCACAAAACUACCACCCAUCAAUUGUUAACUUGGUCAUUCACAUCUUGUUUGCCCCGGCCCAGGGUUUGCCUUCAGACUCAAAGAUCAUUCAAGAGAGUGAGGAAAAGCUAGGCAAGGUGUUGGAUGUGUAUGAGGAGAGGCUGUCAAAGAACAAGUACUUGGCUGGUGAUUUUUUCAGCCUUGCUGAUCUUAGCCACCUUCCAUUUACCCAGUACUUGGUGGGUGCUAUAGGGAAAGAUUAUAUGAUAAAGAGCAGAGAGCAUGUCUCUGCUUGGUGGGAUGAUAUUAGCAACAGGCCAUCCUGGAAGAAGGUCCUUGAGUUCGGUGCACCAUUUUAAGGUGUCAAUAUCCCUUUCACGGUAACUUGUCACUUAUCCAGCAAGUGAAAGAUUAUUGUGAGAAGAGUUUCCAUGCACUCACUGUGUGCUUUCAGAAAAAUAAAUGCACAUUAGUACUUAUGGGAAUAAUGUGCUCUUUCCUUCGUAAUUUCUUAGCACAGAAGCUCUACUCGUUUUUGCCUUAUCCUGACAAUUUCUGAUGGAGCAAAUACUGAAAGCUGUUUCGAGUGGAUUGAAUAGGAUUGUACUUUUAAAUAUUGCCACCGAGUUAAAUUAUCUCACUCAACCAUCUCACUUCAAAGUAAUUGAACUGACAUAUUUGUAUGUUCAUGCAA